Myotis lucifugus (little brown bat) is the source of this 2907-nucleotide messenger RNA. RefSeq names its product E3 SUMO-protein ligase PIAS3. The record is from RefSeq and is a predicted model, not a curated record. The coding region runs from base 146 to 2011 and encodes 621 amino acids. The transcript has a single exon. Lineage: Eukaryota; Metazoa; Chordata; Mammalia; Chiroptera; Vespertilionidae. Gene Ontology annotation, biological process: protein sumoylation; regulation of transcription by RNA polymerase II. Gene Ontology annotation, molecular function: zinc ion binding; transcription coregulator activity; SUMO ligase activity.
AGCUCCCGCCGGGCGGAGCCGCGGCUGCAGAGUCCAGCGGCGGGACUGACCUCUAGCUGUGCAGGCGGCAGGCGCCGCGCGCCCCCUCCCCCACCGGCCAGCCCCCCUCGGAGCGCCCUCCCCGCUCCCCGAAACCGAGCUGCACAUGGUGAUGAGUUUCCGGGUGUCUGAGCUGCAGGUGCUCCUUGGCUUUGCUGGCCGGAACAAGAGUGGACGGAAGCACGAACUCCUGGCCAAGGCCCUGCACCUCCUCAAGUCCAGCUGUGCCCCCAGCGUCCAGAUGAAGAUCAAAGAGCUUUACCGCCGGCGCUUCCCCCGCAAGACACUGGGGCCCUCUGAUCUCUCCCUUCUCUCUCUGCCCCCCGGAACCCCUCCGGUGGGCUCCUCUGGUCCUCUAGCUCCCAUCCCCCCGGCCCUCUUGGCCCCUGGCACCUUGCUGGGCCCCAAGCGUGAAGUGGACAUGCACCCCCCUUUGCCCCAGCCUGUGCACCCCGAUGUCACCAUGAAACCAUUGCCCUUCUAUGAAGUCUACGGGGAGCUCAUCCGGCCCACCACCCUCGCGUCCAUCUCUAGCCAGCGUUUUGAGGAAGCGCACUUCACGUUUGCGCUCACGCCCCAGCAAGUGCAGCAGAUCCUCACGUCCAGAGAGGUCCUGCCGGGAGCCAAAAUGCGAUUAUACAUCCAGGUGCAGCUAAGGUUCUGUCUCUGUGAGACCAGCUGCCCCCAGGAGGAUUAUUUCCCCCCCAACCUCUUUGUCAAGGUCAAUGGGAAACUGUGCCCCCUGCCGGGUUACCUUCCUCCCACCAAGAAUGGGGCUGAGCCAAAGAGGCCCAGCCGCCCCAUCAACAUCACUCCCCUGGCUCGACUCUCGGCCACUGUUCCCAACACCAUCGUGGUCAACUGGUCAUCUGAGUUCGGACGGAAUUACUCCUUGUCUGUGUACCUGGUGAGGCAGCUGACGGCAGGGACCCUUCUACAGAAACUCAGAGCAAAGGGCAUCCGGAACCCAGACCACUCCCGGGCACUGAUCAAGGAGAAACUGACCGCUGACCCGGACAGUGAGGUGGCCACCACAAGUCUCCGGGUGUCACUCAUGUGCCCGCUCGGGAAGAUGCGCUUGACUGUCCCUUGUCGUGCCCUCACCUGCGCCCACCUGCAGAGCUUCGAUGCUGCCCUGUAUCUGCAGAUGAAUGAGAAGAAGCCAACGUGGACGUGUCCUGUGUGUGACAAGAAGGCUCCCUAUGAAUCUCUUAUCAUUGAUGGUUUAUUCAUGGAGAUUCUUAAUUCCUGUUCGGACUGUGAUGAGAUCCAGUUCAUGGAAGAUGGAUCCUGGUGCCCAUUGAAACCCAAGAAGGAGGCAUCUGAGGUUUGCCCCCCGCCAGGGUAUGGGCUGGAUGGCCCCCAGUACAGCCCAGUCCAAGAGGGCAAUCCAUCAGAGAAUAAGAAGAAGGUUGAAGUUAUUGACCUGACAAUAGAAAGCUCAUCAGAUGAGGAGGAGGACCUGCCCCCGACCAAGAAGCAUUGCCCUGUCACCUCAGCUGCCAUCCCGGCUCUGCCUGGAAGCAAAGGGGUCCUGGCAUCUGGUCACCAGCCGGCGUCGUCGGUGCUGCGGAGCCCUGCGAUGGGGGCGCUGGGCAGCGAGUUCCUGUCCAGUCUCCCACUGCACGAGUACCCACCUGCCUUCCCCCUGGGGGCGGACAUCCAAGGUUUAGAUUUAUUUUCUUUCCUUCAGACUGAAAGUCAGCACUACGGCCCCUCCGUCAUCACCUCGCUAGAUGAGCAGGAUGCCCUUGGCCAUUUCUUCCAGUACCGAGGGACCCCUUCCCACUUCCUGGGCCCAUUAGCCCCCGCACUGGGGAACUCUCACCGCAGCACCACUCCAGCACCCCCUCCUGGCCGAGUCAGUAGCAUUGUGGCUCCUGGGGGGGCCUUGAGGGAGGGGCACGGAGGACCCCUGCCCCCAGGCCCCUCUUUGACUGGCUGCAGGUCAGACAUCAUUUCCCUGGACUGAGUCCCCUGGAUUAUGGAACCUUCACUGUCUCCCAGCAAAAAUGGGCAAGGAUGCUGUGGAGUCCAGAGCCCUGGCCACUCUGCCCCUGAGGGGGGGUUUGGCCACAGGCAAGAAAGACCUUCACAGACACUAGUUUUUGGCCUCAUUUCUGCCUGACAAGGCCGGCAUCCAAAGGGUUAAUAUUUAACCUCUUUUAAAGGACAUUGGGUCCUUCCUACUUUUUGAAGUGUUCUUGAGAUGGCUGGCAUAUCCCUUUGGGUAUGUUAGCGAAGGCAGUGGGAGGCAGAUGGGAUGGGGUGGGAGUUGCGGGGAGGGCUGAAUUCUAUGCCCUCUCUUCCCAGUCCCCGAACCAUGGCUCAGUUCCGUCCCCAGAGCCACUGUCUCUUCAUGUCCAUCUGUUCUCUUUGGCCAAACAGACAGGUGGAGAACUAAGACAGACAGACACAUGCACAGAGAACUCUAUUUUGGGUUGUAGAUUUUUUGUACAUAAACAAGGAAAACCAAAAUACAUCCAAAGACGACUUCCCCUGCCUCCUACUUCCCAGUGUAUCUCCCUGAGGCAGAGACAUGGCCUUAGCCCUGACCCCCAGGAGUCUGGGAGCAGGGCCCGGCCGAUGCCUGGGGCUCUCUCUAUUUAUAUAUUUAAGUUCACAGUGUUUCUCACGCUGACCAGCCCAGUGCCCGCGCCUCUAAAGGCCCGCAGCCUGUGGUGAGGUCUGGCUGACUCUGCACCUUUCCUGGGAGGUGGGAGGACCCUUGUGUUGUCCCCAGUCUCCUUUUUCAGGCUCCUCCAGGGCCUAGGACCUCUGUUGUAAUUUUACUUUUUAUUCCCAAAGUUGUAGCAAAGUUCUUACCCAUAAUAAAGGUUGUGAAUCUUCAAAAAAAAAAAAAAAAAA